AUGGGUUGCAUUCAAAACGUUCAUCCGAAGAAGUACGGCCAAGGAUCUAGGCAAUGCCGAGUGUGCUCCAAUAGACAUGCCCUAAUUAGAAAGUAUAAUAUCAACAUAUGCAGACAAUGCUUCCGUGAAAGGGCUGACAUAAUAGGUUUUAAAAAGUAUAGGUAA
This is a messenger RNA of Plasmodium gonderi, 165 nucleotides long. Its product is annotated as 40S ribosomal protein S29. Gene Ontology annotation, cellular component: ribosome; cytosolic small ribosomal subunit. The coding region runs from base 1 to 165 and encodes 54 amino acids. The record is from RefSeq and is a predicted model, not a curated record. Lineage: Eukaryota; Apicomplexa; Aconoidasida; Haemosporida; Plasmodiidae. Gene Ontology annotation, molecular function: zinc ion binding; structural constituent of ribosome. The transcript has 3 exons. Gene Ontology annotation, biological process: translation.